CAGCAAACUGUGUUAUUUUAAACGUCAUGCUGAUCAGCUGAUCUAAAUAUUAUUUUUAAAGAAAUGUCAAAUUUACUAUGGAUCUUAGUCAUAUAUUUUUUAAAUUUGAUCACAGUCGUGAUAAGUUCUUCCGGUGAUAGAUCAAAAUUUUACGUUCUUUGCGUUGAUAGGUGUAGUUUGAAAGACUGUAAAAUUGGAGGCGAGUUCAAAAGGUAUCCUCCAUUUGAUUUACAAUUGUUAUACUGGUCUUGUAAAGAUAAUUGCAGUUAUGGAUGUAUGUGGGAAACAGUUACACACUUCACCACACGUGGCCUGGAUGUACCCCAAUUUCAUGGGAAGUGGCCAUUUAUUAGAGCAUUUGGCCUUCAAGAGCCAGCAUCAGUUUUAUUCUCACUAUUGAACUUUUACGCUCACGUAAGGAUGUAUAAUACAUUCAGAAAGAAUGUGCACCCAUCAAAUCCAAUGUUCUACGUGUGGACAUACUUUAUGAUAGUUUGUACUCAUGGCUGGAUCUGGUCAGCCGUUUUUCAUGCCAGAGAUAAGUAUUUUACAGAAGUGAUGGAUUAUUCUUGUGCAUUUACCACUGUCCUGACCUUAUUAUAUUGUUUGUUGUUAAGGUAA
This is a messenger RNA of Belonocnema kinseyi, 621 nucleotides long. RefSeq names its product post-GPI attachment to proteins factor 3-like (gene PGAP3). Gene Ontology annotation, cellular component: endoplasmic reticulum membrane. The record is from RefSeq and is a predicted model, not a curated record. Lineage: Eukaryota; Metazoa; Arthropoda; Insecta; Hymenoptera; Cynipidae. Bases 64 to 621 code for a protein of 185 amino acids. Gene Ontology annotation, molecular function: hydrolase activity, acting on ester bonds. Gene Ontology annotation, biological process: GPI anchor biosynthetic process. The transcript has 4 exons.